Messenger RNA from Xenopus laevis (African clawed frog), 2477 nucleotides. RefSeq names its product STAM binding protein S homeolog (gene stambp.S). Gene Ontology annotation, cellular component: membrane; endosome; cleavage furrow. Lineage: Eukaryota; Metazoa; Chordata; Amphibia; Anura; Pipidae. The record is from RefSeq and is marked provisional. Gene Ontology annotation, biological process: protein deubiquitination; protein K63-linked deubiquitination. Gene Ontology annotation, molecular function: K63-linked deubiquitinase activity; peptidase activity; metal-dependent deubiquitinase activity.
GCAGGAAGCAGGAGAACUCAAUGUAGAACUGGGCAGCCACCUGGUAUAAAUGCCACACAGGUGCAGCUCUCCACAAGGAAGGCUUUUCAACAGAUACGGGUGGUCUUUAUAUGCACCAUGCCAGAACACAGUGAUGCCAGCCUGCCCCCUGAAGAGAGGAUCCGAGCUCUGGUGCUGAAGGGGACAUCGGUAGAGGUGAAUGACGACAUUCCUCCCAAGCGCUACUACAGGUCUGGAGUGGAAAUGAUCCGAAUGGCCAAUGUGUACGCCGGGGAGGGCAGCACAGAAAACGCCUUUAUCUUGUACAACAAAUAUAUCACGCUCUUCAUAGAGAAGCUUCCCAGACAUCGGGAUUACAAAACAGCCAAUGCACCUGAGAAGAAAGAGACCCUAAAGAAACUGAAGGAAGUUGCGUUUCCCAAGGCAGAGGAGCUGAAGAAAGAACUUCAUAAAAGAUACAAAAAAGAAUAUGAAGAAUACUCGGAGAAAAAGAGGAAGGAGGAGGAAGAGCGUGCUCGCCGCCAAGCUCUGCAGCAGCAACUUGAUGCAGAAAAGCAACGAGUGGCUCUUAUGAAGCAGCAACAGGAACAGCAGGAACAGUUUCAGGCCUUUGAGGAAAUGAUCCGCAGAAAGGAGAUGGAGGCUGAGCGACUCAGAAUCUUACAUCAGUUUUCUAAAGAUGACUCUGAACCCGAGUCACUCGGGGGCCCUCUCAUAUCUGGGGUGAAUGAGCCCCCUGUCACUCCUCUGCUCCCUUCAUAUGGAACUGUACAGCCACAAACACCUGCUGUAGACAGAUCUUUGAAGCCAUCCUCUUAUGGCAAUAACAGUAGUGGUGCUACCAGUGACGGGCUACGCCAUGUAAAGAUUCCGCGAGAUGUGUGUUUCAAGUUCCUGCACCUGUCAGAGAAUAACACGCAGAGAGGGGUGGAGACCUGUGGCAUUCUCUGCGGGAAACUGUUGCAGAACGAAUUCACAAUCACACACGUCAUUGUACCCAAACAGUCAGGGGGCCCUGAUUAUUGCAACACCGAGAGCGAAGAGGACUUGUUCCUGAUACAGGACCAACAAGGACUAAUCACACUUGGCUGGAUACACACCCACCCCACCCAAACUGCUUUCCUCUCCAGCGUGGACCUUCACACUCACUGCUCUUACCAGAUGAUGCUUCCAGAAUCCAUCGCCAUUGUCUGCUCGCCCAAAUUCCAGGAAACAGGAUUCUUUAAACUGACGGAUUACGGCAUGAAGGAGAUUGGUGAAUGUCGGCAGAAAGGUUUUCAUCCCCACUGCAAAGACCCACCUCUGUUCUCUUCCAGUAGCCAUGUUUCAGUGACCGAGCAGGAUGUCACUGUGAUGGAUCUACGAUAAUUCCAGCAGGGAAUGUGCCAAUUCUGCGCUCCAUCCUCCUAACCCCCGAGAGCCAUGAAGCGAACUGCGAAGAGCUGAAUGCAUAUCUGUACAGAACAGUGCACACCUGUGGCUGUGUCACCUCUCCUGUGGAUUUUAGGACAGGACUCAGUCUGAGUAGUGGAAGGAGUCUACUAUUACUGUGCAGUUAAAGAUGGAUUCCAUCCCUUUUCUGCUGCGUAUGAAAAUCUGCAGUGCACCGUCAGCGACCAUAUCUGAUCUGGACUGUUACUAACAUGUGCUGAACACUAGACAGCGGUUGAGGGCGUUCUCCAUUUUGGAGUUGUCAGACGCAUUGUAGUACUUGAGAUGAUGGACCCCUUUGUGUAAAUACUGUCAGAUUAAUCUGCAAAUGGCACCCUAGGCUAUAGAAAUACUGUUUUACCUUAAAGAAAUUCCAGCACAGAUAAAGUCUAUUUUUAAUCCACACUUUAAUUAUUCUAUUCACCCCCUCAAAUGGAAAAUGUUAUUUUACUAAAAGGAAUUGUACAUACAUUAAUUUAUUUGAUCUGCUUCUCAGCGGUAGGUUGGGAAAAUGACCUUGUGCCGUUUUGACGAUAGAGGAAAUUUGUUAACUCUAUAUAUUCUCCUAGCAUUAAACAUUACAAAUUCCUUUGCAGUGGUCAUUACACAGUCUGACUGUAAUAUGGUCUUCCUGAAAGUGAAAUGUACCCACAAACUUCCCAUAUUGAAAUGAUGGGCCUUCUUGAAACCCCCAUAGACCAUUCCUUAGCGCAAAUGCUUGCUUUUCACCUUGAGUUGUUGGAAGCAGAGAAUAGCAUAGUUGGUUGCUAUGGGUUCUGGUGAUAACUUACACCUUUUUUUCGGAAAGGUGGACCACUAACAUCUGUCUGUAAUAAUGUCUCACUAAAGACAAAUGCACCCUCAACACUGCAAUAUAGAUUUCAUGAUGUCUAUCAGACUUUUUCAGCUCAAGCCCUCCAAGGAGAUCCAACCUUUGUUGAGGUUCAGGUACAGCCUAUGAUUAAGUGCCCACUGGCACGAAACGCGUAAGGCUAUGUAAUUAUUUAUUUUUGUGGCCUAAUUAAAGUUGUCGGUUCUUUUACAAG